AUGUACCCGGACGGCCCGCGUUCGAAUCCGACACCAAACUGUGACACAAUGAAAGUGGCUGUUAUUUUCGUUCUGCUCUUUGCCACAGUUCUCUGCCGGCCGGUAAGACGACCACCAGCUCAGUCCAUGAGGAAACAGGCACUUGUGGUUCCACAGGCACGUAAAGCACCUGUACAGAAAAUUGUAGCAGCAGCUGCCGCCAGCUCAGACGAGAGCACAGACAGUUCAGAUGAAGACCAGGUGGCAGCAGUAGAGGCUCCAGUAUUGGUCAAGUCUGACAGCUCAGCCACAGCUUCCACAGACACAGUCUCUGUCAACAGUGAGGACAGCGACGAUGAUGAUGAUGAGGAUGAAACUGAAGAAAGUGAAACCGAAGAAGAGGAGGAUGAAGAUGAUGAGUCUAGCGACAGCUCAGAGUCUGGCGAGUCCUCCACCGCUGUCCCCUCCACCCUCACACCUGUGAUCAUCACAGAGGAGCCUGUACCUGAAACCACAGAGGCACCAAUCGUGCCCACGGUCGUCACAGAUGGGGAGGCCCGUGGCGACAGCUUGGGAGGAUACCCCAGUGACUACAAGACCAUCAUCUACGUGGAGGACAAAUCUUACCACAAGGUUCCUGCUCCCUACAAGUCCUAUGAGUUUGUCAACACGGGGAAGAAGAUGGCAUACGACAUGACAGACGGCAACGAGGUGGAGAAGUCUCUGCAGGUGUACAAGGCCAUCCAUGUCCACUCUGAUAUCCUGGAGGAGGACACAAGCACCCCUGAGGUAGAGAGCCAGGGCCUGGAUGCUUCUUCUGGCACCUCUCAGGACCAGGAUAUCACUGUCCGCCAGGCCUCUGUCCCAGAGGAGGCCAGUGCUAGCGCCAGCGAUGCUACCACCAGUGAGAGCGAGAGCUCCAGCUCCAGCACCCCAGAGGAAGAAGAAGAAGAGGAGAGUGCCAGCACCGCCAGCGACAGCACAAGCACCAGCGAGGAGUCAGAGGAUGAGGAGAGCCAGAGCAGCGAGGAGGCCACGGCCACUCCUGGAGCCGCUGACAGCGACUCGGACGAGAGUGAGAGCAGUGAGAGUGACUCUGAUGAGGAGGGGGCGGGACCUGACAUCACCACUGAUGUGCCAGUGGUUAUCACUGCCAAAUAAGCCCAACAAUUUCAGGAAGUGAGGGGGAUGGUGGUGUCCGGUAGAUUCACAUACAGAGCACAUGCUGCAUCCAGAUGCAAAAAAAAACGACAACAACAAAAAAAACCCUUCCAAAGCCAUAUUCCUCUGCA
Cheilinus undulatus (humphead wrasse) is the source of this 1271-nucleotide messenger RNA. RefSeq names its product secreted phosphoprotein 1 (gene spp1). Gene Ontology annotation, biological process: cell adhesion; ossification. The record is from RefSeq and is a predicted model, not a curated record. The transcript is spliced from 7 exons. NCBI's taxonomy places the organism in Eukaryota, Metazoa, Chordata, Actinopteri, Labriformes, Labridae. Bases 1 to 1140 code for a protein of 379 amino acids.